UUAUUUCAUGCCCUGGUAGUCGUAAGCUCGACUUGUGCCCCUAUUUCUUGCACAUGGUAUGGUGAUAUGGAUCGAGUCAAUCCAUAGUCUCUCGAUUAUGAUCCAACAUCCAUCGAGACACAACCGAUGGCUCGCGCUCGCGCCGAUACAGGGAAUUUCCCCAAAGAGCCUCACUCGGUCUCUCUGAAAGUUCUAAGGCUCUCUCGCCCAUCCUUGGUCCAACAACAUCCACUCCCGCUCGAAAUUGAACAUGACACCAAGAUCCAGCGGACGGCGUCACUUGCAUACCCUUCCACCGCGGCCGGGGUCGACCAGGAAUUCAUCCUAACCAACAAUCUAGGUCUCCCACCGUCAUUCGGAUCCGCCCACGUUGGCGAGACAUUCGCUUGUGCAUUAUGCGCGAACAACGAGCUUCUGCCUGGGAAUAGCACUAAGUCUGUCUCGGGCACACGGAUCUUGGUCGAAAUGCAAACACCAUCGCAGUCUGUACCACUGGAAUUGCGUGCUGCUGAGUCUGAAAGUGAUCAGACGGGACCAGGUAGUUCGUUGCAGCGCAUCAUACAGUUCGACCUUAAGGAGGAAGGGAAUCAUGUUCUAGCCGUGAACGUCACGUACACGGAGACCACAUCUGGAGAUGGACAAGCAACCAGCGGCAGGGUAAGAUCAUUCCGAAAGUUGUACCAAUUCCUCGCACAGCCGUGUUUGAGCGUUCGGACCAAGGCUACGGAACUGCCGUCGACUGAAGUCCCCGACAAAACGCAUGGCCCUUAUGGUAGAGCGACGCUAUUCCGAUACGUCUUAGAAGCGCAGUUGGAGAACGUGUCAGACACAGCCAUCGUUCUUGAGGAGAGUAGACUGCAAGCGAAGACGCCGUUCAAAGCCACGUCGCUGAAUUGGGAUGCUGAAAAGGAGGAUGGCGUCGAGGUGCGAAAUCCACUGCUCAAUGCCCGCGAUGUGAUUCAGGUUGCAUUCGUCGUGGAGCAGGAACAAGGCGUGUCGGAUGGUCUGGAAGAGCUCAAAGAGAGCAUGAGAAGAGAUGGUAGGGCUGUGCUGGGUCAGCUUGCCAUCCAGUGGCGGAGCUCGAUGGGCGAGCGGGGCUCGCUGAGUACAGGAAGUCUCCUGUCGCGGCGAAGAGUGUCGUGAUAUUCUUACAGAAUUGAGAUUUCCCUGCGUAUGCGCUACAUGUGCAUGUGCGGUGCCGAGUUUUAUGGCGCAUUAGGGUGCAUGCAUGCUGAGGCCAUUCAUCCUUCCGUUGAGUGUAUGUGCUCUUGGUUUCCGGAUGGUCGGCAAGUCUGGCAC
This is a messenger RNA of Exophiala viscosa, 1299 nucleotides long. RefSeq lists its product as uncharacterized. Gene Ontology annotation, cellular component: TRAPPIII protein complex. Bases 127 to 1143 code for a protein of 338 amino acids. The transcript has 3 exons. The record is from RefSeq and is a predicted model, not a curated record. Lineage: Eukaryota; Fungi; Ascomycota; Eurotiomycetes; Chaetothyriales; Herpotrichiellaceae.